AAGGCAACGACAACCCGUUAAUAUCAAUACACCCAUGUUAAUAUGAGACUACACAGCGUUACAGCGGGAAACUAAGGUUAUAUCGACAACAACCGGAGAGAAAAGAAACACGUUAGUAGCUAACAGCGGACGCUAAUGUGAGGUGUUUCUUGGUGUUUCUAGGUGGAUGGAUGCAGAGAACUUCGCUGAGUGAAUCUAAUGAAGGAUGGAGAAGGAACAGCACAACAUUGUCGUCUUCAACGUCUCGAAAAGAGAGCUGUUUACUACGAAUAAUGGCUACAAAUCCAUGCAGAAAAGACUAAGAGCUCAAUGGAAAAUCCAAAGUAUGAAGGAAGAGCUGUCGUUGGAGAAGCUGAAGGGCGUCAAGUUGUGGAUAACUGCAGGACCAAGAGAGAAGUUCACAGCUUCAGAGCUGGAGGUACUGAAGCACUACCUGGACGGAGGAGGAAAUGUCCUGGUAAUGCUUGGUGAAGGAGGAGAAAUGAAAUAUGACACUAAUAUCAACUUUCUCCUGGAGGAGUUUGGAAUAAUGGUCAACAAUGAUGCUGUUGUGAGGAAUGUGUAUUACAAAUACUUCCAUCCUAAGGAGGCGCUUGUGUCCAAUGGUGUAUUGAACAGAGAGAUUAGUCGGGCUGCUGGCAAAGUGGUCACAGGCGUCAUCGAAGAUGAAAAUGUUGGAAAUAAUGCACAGGCUCUGACAUUUGUGUACCCAUAUGGUGCCACUCUGAGUGUGAUGAAGCCUGCUGUGGCUGUUCUUUCUACUGGCUCCGUCUGCUUCCCCCUAAACAGGCCUGUCCUGGCCUUCCAUCAAGGAAAGGAGGCUGGCAAGCUGGCAGUGUUGGGUUCCUGCCACAUGUUCAGUGACAAGUACAUAGACAAAGAGGAGAACAGUAAAAUCAUGGAUGUUGUGCUCCAGUGGCUCAUGGCUGAUAAUAUUCAGCUGAAUCAGAUUGAUGCGGAAGACCCAGAGAUCACAGAUUACACCAUGUUGCCAGACACAGGGUGCCUGUCAGAACAUCUCAGAGUAUGCUUACAAGAGGGUGAUGAAAACCCCAGGGACUUCACCUCGCUCUUUGAUAUGUCUUUGUUCAAUUUGUCAAUGGACACUUUACCCCAAGUCAUCAGUGCUUACAAGCAGCUUAAUGUCAAAGACGAGCCACUUCAGCUAAUCACACCACAGUUUGAGACUCCUCUGCCUCAGCUCCAACCCGCUGUCUUUCCACCCGCCUUAAGCGAUCUGCCUCCGCCCAUGCUGGACCUGUUCGAUCUAGAUGAAACAUUCUCUUCAGAGAAAGUGCGCCUUGCACAGCUCACCAAUAAAUGUACAGACGAUGAUCUUGAAUUCUACGUGCGGAAAUGUGGUGAAAUUCUGGGGGUGACUCCAAAGUUGGAUAAAGAGCAGAGGGAUGCCAAGCACAUCUUGGAACACAUUUUCUUCCAGGUUGUAGAGUUCAAGAAACUUAAUCAGGAGCACGAGACGGACACAGAGGCACCAUUCACGCUGUUGUGAUUGGAUUCAAGAAACAUGUUAAUUAUAUUCAGCUGCCUUUUCAACACACUGUAAUGUGACCAAGCAGAUGAGUGUAUUCUUUAGUAAAGGAGGUAAAGCUGUUGUGUUUUAGAAACUGUAUAUACACAAGAUAUUUAUCUUUAUACCUUUGUAUUAUAUUGUAUUUCAUUUUGGAAAAAAAAUGUACAGUGCACUUGAGCAAAUAAAGUCAUUGAUUACUUUUA
Messenger RNA from Sebastes umbrosus (honeycomb rockfish), 1734 nucleotides. It is a transcript of the gene ift52, whose product is annotated as intraflagellar transport 52 homolog (Chlamydomonas). Bases 206 to 1510 code for a protein of 434 amino acids. The transcript is spliced from 14 exons. Gene Ontology annotation, biological process: intraciliary transport; cilium assembly. Lineage: Eukaryota; Metazoa; Chordata; Actinopteri; Perciformes; Sebastidae. The record is from RefSeq and is a predicted model, not a curated record. Gene Ontology annotation, cellular component: centriole; intraciliary transport particle B; cilium.